This is a messenger RNA of Cyprinus carpio (common carp), 3440 nucleotides long. It is a transcript of the gene gpa33a, whose product is annotated as glycoprotein A33 (transmembrane), paralog a. NCBI's taxonomy places the organism in Eukaryota, Metazoa, Chordata, Actinopteri, Cypriniformes, Cyprinidae. The record is from RefSeq and is a predicted model, not a curated record. Gene Ontology annotation, cellular component: plasma membrane.
GUAUCUGUGUGGUUUCUCAAACGAGAAACUGUGAGACACACGACAGAAACAGGGCAAGACGAGACUCGACGGCGGGGUGUUACUCUUUAUUUCCUGGCCUCUCAUUGGCUCAGAGAGUGAGUUUCGGUGUCCUCAACACCUUCAGUUCCCUUCAUACCUGAGACGCUGCUGGACGCUCACAAAGAUGGCAGGAACGCUGGGAAUAUUUGGGAUAUGUCUGCUCUUCGCUUGGGUUCACAUGAGCUCGGGCACGACCGUAAACAUCCCAGAUAAAGUAUAUAAGAUUGCGAGGGGCGAUAAAGCGGUGAUUCCCUGCGUUUUCACACCGAGUAAAAGCAUCACAUCAGUAACAUGGACGGCAGAUCCAGACGUCAAGGAUGAUCCAGAGAUUAACGUCGCUGGUUACUUCACUCCCACAAAUAAAGUGACGGUAUACCAGAAAUAUAAAGGCCGGGCAAAUGUAGUGGUGGAUAUGGUGAAAGGAACAGCCAACCUGGAGCUCCUGAGCACCACCAAUGCAGACACACGGGACUAUGAGUGCAAAGUUCAGGAUCCGGAGGAUGAGCUGGGCCUUCUGUCUGACAAGGCCAGUCUCGUGGUCCUGGUGGCUCCAUCACCACCCAUCUGCAAUAUUGUUGGGAAGACAGAAUACUUCGAGAACAUUCAACUGACCUGCCGCUCCGAGGAGGGAACGCCGACACCGAGCUACAAAUGGGAAAGCUACAACGUCAAUAACGUCCUUCGACCGCUGCCGCUCAAGGCCACUGAUCAAAACGGGGCUUUGUCACUUGUCAAUAUUUCCAUGGACACGUCUGGCUACUACAUCUGCACGUCCACCAACGAAAUCAAAUCUGCGAAGUGUAAUGUGACCCUGCGCGUCAAUCCACCGUCCAUGAACAUGGCCUCCACGGCGGGGAUCAUCGGGGGCGUUGUGGGCAUGGCUGUAUUAGUGGGAAUCAUCAUCUGCUGCUGCUGCUACUGCCGUCGCAGGAGGGAAAAGGCUGAGGAAUACCCAAUGGAGACUCCUGAAGAUGAAGAAUUCACAGACAAAGACCCUGAAGGGAGAGAGGACGACCGUGACAUACACGUGAACUCUGAGGAAGAGCGUCGGCUGAAAAGCGCAGACAGACGCGAUCCACCUGACGACCGCAGCGAGAGGAGCUACGAUCGCCGCAGCGACUACAACGACCGAAGAGAUCACUACACCGACAGACGAGACGAUCGUAGUGACCGGACCGAGAGGAACGACAGAGACGACCGCCACGACCGAGAUCGUUACGAUGAUCGCAGAGACCGCAACGAUGACCGUCGCGACCACUACGACGAUCGCAGAGACCGUUAUGAUGAUCGCAGAGACCGCUAUGAUGACCGCUACGACAGCGACCGCUACUCCGACCGCUACGACAGUCGCGACAGACCGCCAAGCGUUCCACCGAAUAAACCCAAAGAACCGAGGAACUGAGUUCAGCAGACAUGGAUAUGCGAUUUGACAGAAUAAGGGCAUGUUCACACUUGGCGUCUUUUUUGAAAAAGAAAAAGUUGAAGAGCACUUUUUAGUAAAAUAAAAAGCUGGUAGUGUUUUGGUUACGAAUAGCAGCCGAGGGUUGUCUUUUGCUGCUAUAACAACAGUAGCCUAGUGCUGUGUGCUGCAGAAAUGUCCAGAAAAAAGUUGGCUCUUGUGUUGUCUUUUUAAGUUAACAGGGAGGAGAAUGUUGGUUCACAACGAUGUUUGUGGGUGCGCAACAUUAUACAGGGAAGGAAACAGUAUGGUGCUUACUACAAUUUAAUCCAGGAGCUCCGGUUGGAUGAUACACGGUCUGCAGAAUAUUUUACACUUGAUAAAGUUUUGUACUCAUAUCCAGUGCUUGAAGCGGAAAAAAAGAAGUGCUGGUACUCACUGUUUAAAUUCGUUUACUGGAUCCUUGAAAUUUCCAGGAGUUUACCGGUUUAAAAUGAUGUGAUCGCAAAAGCCUGCUUCUUUUCAUUUUAAAGUAUUAUUUUUGAUAUAAAGUACUGAUUCAAAUUAGUAAUAAGUAAUUAAUUAUUAUUUGAUAUGCUCUCGCGCCCCACACACCCCGCUUGCAUUGAUUCAGGUGAUUGGUCGAGAUCAUCUGGGUAGUGUGGUUUAUAUAGUGUCCUUUCCAACCAUAUAUGAGAUCAUACAAUCACCCAGACCCUGACGCUUUACUCUGAGUACCGCCAACAUGUCAGAAGUGCUGGUGUGCACAAAAAAGUGCAGGUGCUCUAACCAGUGCGUACCAGCCCACUUCAAGCACUGCUCAUAUCGUACAAUUCCUUGUGCUCCAAAGCUAUCACGAUCUAUCUACCGGCUAUCUUCUCCAUUUUUUAUUGUUGUUUUUGUCGCUGCUUACUUGUCAUUGGUCAGCAGUCAAAAAGGCACUUGACGUAGGCAAAAAUGUAACUUUUUUCAACUUGAAAAGACUCUCUGAGCUGCAGAAAAAAAUACCAGCGGUGACAUUUUAAAAAGCGCUCAAUACUUUUUUGAAAACACGGCUUACUCCCGUGUAAAAUGUAAAACAGAUGCUGGCGGCUUCAAAAAAGACUCCAAGUGUGAACAUAGCCUAAAAGGGCUUUAAUAAAUCUUCCACUGACACACAGUGUUGUGGCCAUUUAGUCUCUUAUGUGUUUAUAUUUUUUAAAGUGGAAUAAUCCUAUAACGGUGUGUAAGCGGGAUGAUGGGGUUGGUUUGCUUUGAUUUUACUGCUGUUUAUUUGUAUUGUGAAAGGCUGCAAAAGAGCCUUGUCUCAUAUUUACUUUACUUUUCAGAUUUUUGUUGACUCUUGUUGACAUGUUUCAUGUGGGAUUUUCCUAAACUUCUUAAUUGCAUUUAUAGGAAUAAGUAGUGUGAAUCAGUUCGAUUUCAGUUUUAUUUCGUGUAUAGUUUAUUUUUGUAUUGUUUCAGAAUAAAACAUUCAAGCAAAAGUCUUCUGUUGGUGGACAAAUGGGUUUCACUGAAGUUCCUGAUUCAGUAGUUUAACAUUCAGGCUUCUGUUUUAAACUGUGACAGAGUGAAGCUGAACUGCGGUGGUUAGUUUCCUAACUAUAACUCAUUUACCACUCAGCGCUGGUCAUCUAUUGUCCAACCACUUCUCUCUUCAUUAUGAUUCAUUGUUAUGAAAAGUGGUCCUGUUCCUCUUGAUGAUGUCAAUCUGUGAGAUUUGCACCUGUCCAUUUUCAGCUAAGAUGUAAUUAUAUAUAAUUAUUCUUAAACACAAAAGUUUAAUCAUGUCAAGGAAAACGUAUUCACUUGUAUAUGACAGAAUUUUAUUGUUCAACUUAGAGAAGAUCAUGCUGUUUUUUAAUGAUUCAAUUGUUAUGGUUUUGAUUGAUUUCUACAUACUUUAUAUUCUGAUAUUGUUUCUCAUGUAAUUUUUUGUACUAUGUUAUUUGCUAAUCAUUAAAUACAUGUUUUUACUCCA